Blepharisma stoltei is the source of this 228-nucleotide messenger RNA. NCBI's taxonomy places the organism in Eukaryota, Ciliophora, Heterotrichea, Heterotrichida, Blepharismidae. The record is from the annotation of a GenBank genome assembly.
AUGGAUUUAAAAAAUAAUUUAAGCAUAAAGAGAAUCAGAGUGUUUGAAAAUUCUUUAUUAAUUUUCCAAAAAAUUAUUCUAAAACCAUUUCUAAGACCAAUAAAAUUUUCAUUAACUAUGCAACAUCAUUUUAAUUAUUUAGCUAAAUUGAAGCUUUUGGCUAUCUAUUUCUACGAGACCUUAUUUUCAAAAAGAGAUAAGACUUGAUUUUAUUAUCAGAAGAGUUAA